Prunus mume (Japanese apricot) is the source of this 3698-nucleotide messenger RNA. RefSeq names its product glutamate receptor 2.8-like. The record is from RefSeq and is a predicted model, not a curated record. Gene Ontology annotation, cellular component: membrane. Lineage: Eukaryota; Viridiplantae; Streptophyta; Magnoliopsida; Rosales; Rosaceae. Gene Ontology annotation, molecular function: ligand-gated monoatomic ion channel activity.
UUUGAGAUGGACUAGGAACUAGACCUGGAGCACCGUGGUUUCCGUGGUUUAACUAGUCAAAGGAUCAUUGCUAUACAUAAAUGAAAUGCUUGGGAAAGUAUCUAGAGGGAAAGACAAUAGGGCACACUACGUCCUUUUGGUAAUUAUGACUGCAUUCAUGAUUGAAACCAAGUAGCGUAUUUGAUGGAUUGUUUAGCUAUGACUUUCAAGGCCUUCGACCAUCACCAUCAUCUCCAUGUACAUAAGAGUAAGUUUGUUUGGACAAUUAGGAGGAAUACUGGAUUACCAAAUUACGCAGCCUUCAAAAUUUUCAAACAUGGUCAAGAAAAACCCUCCCAACCUUGAGCUUCUUCUGUCUAUCUUUUUCUUCUUUCUUUGUUCAUGGAUGUCCUUGGCCAUGGCACAAAACAAAACCAUCCCAGUAAAUGUAGGGGUUGUUCUUGAUGACCUUAAUUCAAGGAAUGGGAAGAUUUGGUUGAGUUGCAUCAAAAUGGCCCUCUCAGACUUCUAUGCUUCUCAUGCUAACUACAAAACUAGGCUGGUUUUGAACACCAGGGACUCCAAACAAAAUGUUGUGGGUGCAGCUAAGGCAGCUGUAGAUCUAAUAAAGAAUGCAGAAGUGCAAGCAAUCCUAGGACCAGUGACAUCUACGCAAGCAGGCUUUCUUAUUAACCUUGGAGACCAAGUUCAUGUGCCCAUCAUAUCAUUUUCUGCAACAAGCCCUUCUCUUAAUUCACUUCGGAGCUCCUACUUCUUUCAAUUUGCACAGAAUGACUCAUCCCAAGUGAAAGCCUUAAGUGCUAUUGUAAAAGCUUUUGGAUGGAGGCAAGUUGUGCCUGUCUACAUAGAUAAUGAGUUUGGGGAGGGAGUCAUACAAUUUUUAACUGAUGCCCUGGAAGAGGUUGAUGCCCGUGUCCCCUACCGGAGUGCCAUUUCCCCGUCAGCCACUGAUGGCCAAAUUCUUGAAGAGCUUUACAAGUUAAUGACAAUGCAAACUAGAGUCUUCAUUGUCCACAUGAGGACGGAUCUAUCAUCUAGGUUAUUUGCAAAGGCCAGAGAGAUUGGAAUGAUGACCGAAGGCUAUGUUUGGCUCACUACUAAUGGUAUACCUAAUGAAUUAAGGUAUCUAAAUUCUUCUAUCAUCAGUUCCAUGCAAGGUGUAUUGGGUAUACAAACUUAUGUUCCACAAACAGCAAAGCUUGAAGAAUUCAUGCCACGGUGGAAACGACAAUUCCAACAAGACAAUCCAACCAUCAUUGAUGCCUCAUUGGAUGUUUUUGGACUUUGGGCUUAUGAUUCUGCUUUUGCAUUAGCCAUGGCAAUUGAAGAAGUUGGAACUGCAACCUUUGGCUUCCAAAAGACAAAUGCUUCCUUCAACUCAGCAGUUCUUGAAAGUUUUGAGGUCUCUAAAUAUGGUCCAGAACUUUGCCAAGCCUUGUCAACUACUAGAUUUGAAGGGAUCGCUGGAGAUUUCGGCCUUGUUGAUGGACAACUUCAAUCAACAAAUUUUAAGAUAGUUAAUAUAAAUGGUGGUGGAGCAAGAGGAAUUGGAUUUUGGACACCACAGAAUGGACUGGUGAAAAAAUUGGGCUCAUCAGCAAACUCAAGCAUAUUUUCAACUCCUAAGCGCAAACUUGGACUUGGACCCAUUAUAUGGCCAGGAGAUUCUCUCUCUGUUCCCAAGGGAUGGGAGAACCCAACAAGCGGCAAGAAAUUGAGAAUAGGAGUUCCUGUGAAGGAUGGCUUUACGGAGUUGGUUAAGGUAACGAAGGAUCCUAGCACUAACAUGACAGAUGUGACUGGGUUCAGUAUAGAUGUUUUUAAGGCUGCAGUGGAAAUGUUACCGUAUGCUCUACCUUAUGAGUUCAUUCCCUUUGCAAAGUCUGAUGGAACCAGUGCUGGCACUUACAAUGAUUUGGUCUACCAAAUAUAUCUUGGGAACUUUGAUGGUGUGGUGGGAGAUACAACAAUUAGAGGAAAUAGGUCAUUGUAUGCAGACUUUACCAUGCCAUACACAGAAUCUGGUGUAGUAAUGGUUGUGCCAGUCAUAGACAUGAGAAACCAAAAUGCAUGGGUUUUCUUGAAGCCUUUGACAUGGGACCUUUGGCUAACAACUUGUUGUUUCUUCUUCUUUAUUGGUUUUGUGGUUUGGGUUCUGGAGCAUCGAAUCAAUGAAGACUUCCGUGGCACUCCAUCACAUCAAGUUGGCACCAGUGUCUGGUUCUCUUUCUCAACCAUGGUUUUUUCACAUAGGGAGAGAGUGGUUAGUAACUUGGCCAGAUUUGUGAUGGUCAUAUGGGUAUUUGUGAUGCUAAUACUGACUCAAAGUUACACGGCUGGUCUAGCGUCACUAUUAACUGUCCAGCAACUCCAGCCUAGUGUUUCAGAUAUAAAGGAUGUUCUAAGAAACGGGGAUAACGUGGGCUACGCAGAGAAUACUUACAUCUACAGACUCUUGAAACAAGUAGGUUUUGAUGAUUCCAAGAUAAAGAUGUUUCAAUCUUUUGAAGAGUGUGAUGAACUUCUUUCAAAAGGAAGUGCAAAUGGUGGUAUUUCUGCUGCUGUUGAUGAAACCCCCAGCAUGAAGCUUUUUCUCGCAAAAUAUUGUACCAAAUAUACCAUGAUCGGACCCAUCUUUAAAGCUGCUGGAUUUGGUUUUGCCUUUCCAAAGCGUUCUCCUCUUAUAACCGAUCUUUCACGGGCAGUCCUAAACGUGACCGAAGGAGAGGUGAUAAUGAACAUUGAAAACAAAUGGUUUAGUGUAGAAAAGAAUUGUGUAGAUAACUCAAACCCAAAGGUGGCUAGCUACAGUCUUGACCUUGCUAGCUUUCGGGGCCUCUUCCUCAUUGCCGUGGUGGCUUCGAUACUAGCUCUCAUCAUAUGCGUAGCUUCCUUCCUUCACAAGCAUAGGCACAUCUUGAUGCGCCCUGAUGAUUCAAGAGCCUCUGGAUGGAGAGGGAUUCGAGCCAUGUUCAAGAUGUUCAAUGAGAAAGAACUCAGCUCUCGUAUGUUUAAGAGCCCUCAACAGAGAGAUGGCAUCACUGGUGCUGGUGAUGAAGUUAGUGCUGCUGCUUCACCAAACAACAACUGGCCAGAAAGUCCACGCAGCUAUAUUUCGAACCACGCAGACUUUGCAGAGCAAGCAACACCAUCUACUGGUCAAGUAUCUCCAGAAAUAGUUUCAGCUGUUGACCAUGAGCAUGCUAUCACAAUUGCAAGAACUUGCUGAAGCAGCUUAAUAAUACAGUUAAUAUAAAUUUUCCCACUUCUGGUGUGACUUGUAUACACAAAUAUCAUCCAUGAUUUUGUAUUGAUACAUUAAGUCAGAUGGUCUUGUUAUACACAGAGUCUCCUGGGAAAAGUAGCAUUGUAUAUAACUUCUCUGAAGAAAAAAAAGAGUCCUGUUUGGCCUGUGGAGGGUCACCUGCCAAUGCUGAAAGCGGAAAAAGAGUGAUGGCGAAAAAAAGAAAGAACAAAUACAAGGUUUUGAUGACUUCAAGCUUAAGGUUUUUAAAUCUGUGGAAGAAUGUGAUGAACUUCUUUGAAAGAAGCAGAGUGAGUGCAAAUGAUGGCAUUAGAUGGGUUCAUAUGCUUGAUUUCUUAAAAAGAAAAAAAGAGAAAGGAAUGAGUUUGGCCUUGCAUUGUUAAAUGAUGGUAAACAAUUAUAUUAUAAUGAAUGAUCUAUGAAGUUUCAUUCA